AUGGUGUCACUUGAUUUCCAAUGUAUCAAGACAACUCAAGUUGAAGUACUUCUAAAUGGUCCUCCAUGUCAACCUUUCAAUCCUUCAAGAGGUAUUAGACAGGGAGAUCCAUUUUCUCCCUAUCUUUUUAUCAUUGCAAUAGAAUCUCUAUCUAGAAAACUGGCUUCAUAUGAGCAGAAUAGGACUAUAACUGGAAUUAAAAUAGUUAGAGGAGCUCCAAAAAUUAAUCACCUGCUUUUUGCAGAUGAUUGUUUGCUCUUCUCAAAAGCAAACUUGGAUCAAACUAGAGCUCUCCUUGAGGUAAUUGAGGAGUUUAGUCAAUGCUCAGGUCAGGUUAUAAAUUUUAAUAAAUCUUCAGUCUAUUUCAGCAACAAUGUCAGUCCUUCUUCAGCUGAGACUCUGGCUAGUAUUCUACAAGUGCCUAUUAUGGACCCUAAAGAGAAGUAUCUUGGUCUUCCCUUCUUCAUUGGCAGAAAUGAAAGAGCGCAUUUAUCAGUUCUUUUGGAAAAUAUGGAUACUAGACUUUCUAAAUGGAAUGCUUCAAACCUCCCUGAACCAGGUAGCACAGUAAUGGUUAAACAUGUACUUAAUGGUAUACCAUUCCAUUAUAUGAUCUCAUUUAAGUUUCCUGAUCAAACUAUAAAGGACCUUAUUUCUAUUCAGGGUAAAUUAUGGAGGAGAAUGAAUUCAAAUAAAGGUGUAGUUAUCUCUUGGACAAAUUUAAGUAGAGAUAAAGAGGAAGGUGGUUUAGGUUUCAGAGCCUUUAGAGUGUUUAAUAAAUCUCUCCUUUCUAAAUCGGCUUGGAAAUUAUGUUAUGGGAAUUCAGAGAUUUGGUUUAAAUCCAUGGAAGCCAAAUAUUAA
Messenger RNA from Papaver somniferum (opium poppy), 861 nucleotides. RefSeq lists its product as uncharacterized. The transcript has a single exon. The record is from RefSeq and is a predicted model, not a curated record. NCBI's taxonomy places the organism in Eukaryota, Viridiplantae, Streptophyta, Magnoliopsida, Ranunculales, Papaveraceae. The coding region runs from base 1 to 861 and encodes 286 amino acids.